UGCCUCGCAACGAUUGGUUCAGCGAAGUUUAUGGCUCAUCCAUCGGAUGCCUCCCUUUUCUCUGUGUCUCAAGGGCUUUCUACUUCUAACCGAUCAAAAUCUCACUUCGGUUAACUGUUUGGUUUAGAGGCAGAGGCGGGACGAAUCGAGAGUAUGGCACUGCAGGAAAAUUACCAAAGGGAAGAUGAACCGCUGGCCAAGGUGCUAGUGCUUCGUUCUCUAGAAGCCAAAGAAAAAUCUUAUAGUCCCUACAGCCGUUUUAGGGUCGGGGCAGCACUGAUGACACAGGACGGCAAGAUCUUCACUGGCUGCAAUGUUGAAAAUGCUGUCUACCCUUUGGGCAUUUGUGCAGAACAAACAGCAAUUGUGAAGGCUGUCUCAGAAGGAUAUAGGAGUUUUAAAGCUAUAGCAAUUUCUAGUGAUUCAGAAGGACAGUUUAUAUCACCUUGCGGCUCCUGCAGACAGACAAUGAGAGAGUUUGGAAAAGAAUGGAAUGUAUUUUUGUCUAAACCUGAUGGCUCGUAUAAGAAGAUGACAGUUGAUGAACUUUUGCCAGCAUCAUUUGGACCAGACUGUCUUUACAUAGAAUGAGACACAUGAAGUUCUACAUGACAAACUAUGCAUCUAAGUGUAUGAUAGAUCACCACAAAGCAUACUAUUACUAUUGUUUUAGAAAACAGUAUGCAUAUUGUAAAUGUAGUUAUAUAAAGAUGGAUAUAUAUGUGCAUAUAUCUAUAUAUAUAUAUAUAUAUAUAUAUCUAUAUAUAUAUAUAUAUAUAAAGUGAGAGAGAGACAAAGAAAAUCUUAUGUAACAUAAUGAAAUGACAUUUCUGAUGGAAGAAAUAUUCAUCUCCAAAUAGUGUGAGAGCAGAUUUUAAAUGAGGUAAUUAAAAUGAAUUAGUGAUACUAUUGUACAUACUGUAAACAUUCUGAAAUGACAAGACAAUGGCCACAUGCCAUUAUUUUAAUUGUUAGUGUGUGUGUACCAUGCUAGUAGUGGUGGAAGCAGGACACAGUUGUUUGACUACGUUAUGACAUUUUUAAAGUCUAAAGGGAUAAAGGUAUAUAGAGAAACAAGCAAUACAUUGUAAACAUUGGGCAGAUGGUGCUACUCAGGAGUGCUGUGAGGAAAUACAGGUGUGUUCACAAUGAGGGGCUGGCAUAUGUCACAACCUACCUGAAGAUACAGUAAUUUCACAAAAAAUAAAAUGAAAGUAUAUGGGUAAAGGAGUGAAAGGCUGGACAAAGUCCGCCAUUAAAUAAGGAUUUAUGCAGACUUGGUGGGACACGUGGUCCUCUUUGCAUCAAAGUCUUUGCAACAGGGCAGACCAUUAGCAACUAUUUCAAUAAGUUUGGCUGGUCUAAAGAGAUAUCCACACAUGCCAUAUCCAUCAGUUUCUAAAAACCCAUGACAUCAUCUCUAAGACAGCUAUUGUUUUUUUACAUGCACUUUAAUAAGUGAAGUAUGUAUUUUUGAAUAAUCGUCCAUGAAAGUAGGGUAGCUACUGUUUUAGGAGACCCUGAGAUAGGGCAUGAUCUCAGCAUGGAAGAAAAAACAGGAGAAGAUAAAAUUCACUGUUAUCUACUGAUCAUCAAAUGUAGAAUUUAAGUGACUACAAUAUGAGGGAUAUUUUUUAACUAAAUAAUUUUUUGCCUUUCAAGAACAAACAAAACAUUGCACAACUCAUGUAGCACAGUGAAACAAUGAAUAGGAAAUGUGUUUGCUCAUAGCCAUACCCUGCCAUGUAACUUUGGUAGGACAAGAAGAAAGAUAAAGCUCAGAAGUCUAGAUACAUACCCUGGGUACUAAGGUUGAUUCUGUACUCAUUGCAGACUACGGGCUUGACCAGAAAUACAUGUGUGCCUCAGCUGCAGCUCUUUUUCUGUCUGUUAGCUCAGUGAACUGAGACCACAGGUGGAAUGGCCCACUUUUUCUACAGCUGGCCAUUGCAUAGAAGGAGAGUAAGGGUUUAGGAUUGGUGUAAGGGUUGGGAGGUGGUAUAAUCAUUAAGGUGUGUACCUCACAGAUACAAGGUGCAGGGUUUGAUUCUCACCUUUGUAAUGGAAUUUGGCUAGGCUUAAAAUGGUCCACAGAAGGAGCUAGCCUAGUAAUUAUGUAUGAAACUAUGAAAAAAGGUUCCUCACUUCUAUGCUGUGUGCCUUUCCUUGUCCAGUACUCCAUUCCUAGGUUAAUACCAUACAAGCCAUGUGCCAUGACAUGUCUGAAAGGGAUCUAUGUCAGAUGACUCAGUUUUCAGAAACUCGAAAUUCAUACGGGUGAGACCAUAUGAUCAGCAGGAAGCUAUAGGGCAGUGUGAUGGUUCAUUGGUUAAAACAGUGACUUACAAUUCUUACAGUUCAGUUCUGACAUCUUGAUCUUGUCUGUAGGGCUUGUACGCUCUUCCCAGCUGCAUGGGUUUUCUCCAGGUGCUCCAGUUUCUGACAGAAACAUGAUGGUCAAUUGACAGCACAUAAUUGCACACGUACAGUAUUUAUGCUUGCUUUUAUGGCCCAAGUUAUGGUUGAAAAAGGGUCUAGAAAAAGCUACUUGCUUAACAAAAAAUUUCAGUUCCUGAUUUUCCUGCAGAAUAAACAACUUAGCCUAAU
Messenger RNA from Protopterus annectens (West African lungfish), 2607 nucleotides. Its product is annotated as cytidine deaminase-like. Gene Ontology annotation, molecular function: cytidine deaminase activity; zinc ion binding. Gene Ontology annotation, cellular component: cytosol. Bases 154 to 591 code for a protein of 145 amino acids. The transcript has 4 exons. The record is from RefSeq and is a predicted model, not a curated record. Lineage: Eukaryota; Metazoa; Chordata; Ceratodontiformes; Protopteridae.